This is a messenger RNA of Morchella sextelata, 1263 nucleotides long. RefSeq lists its product as uncharacterized. The record is from RefSeq and is a predicted model, not a curated record. NCBI's taxonomy places the organism in Eukaryota, Fungi, Ascomycota, Pezizomycetes, Pezizales, Morchellaceae. Bases 1 to 1263 code for a protein of 420 amino acids. The transcript has a single exon.
AUGCCAAAACUCGUCCGACUCCUCCCACUCUCCCUACUAGUGCACAUACCCACCGCAAAAUCCUUCACGCUCACCAAUUGGGCAAACAACCGAGUAGCCGAAGCCGGUAUCGAACUCUCGCUCGGCACCCCCAGCCAGUUUGUAUAUCUCGCACCCUCCGUGAACGACGACGAGAUCUUCGUUGUCGGCCCCGACGCCUGCACCCCCACCUGCCUCACUCGGAACGGCGCCCAAUUCAACACCUCCAUUAGCAGCACAUGGCGUCCGACCGCAAAUGUAACGAUAGGUAAUGCUGGCGCCUUCGACUGGUGGAAUGGAAGCCAGGUGGAAUUUACGCUAGGAUACGAGCAAGGCCAGUUUGUGGACGCACCGGAAAACACAAAUUUCUCGAAUCUAGGCAUCAAGAUCGCGGUGCUGAACGAGUACUCGCCGGAUGAUUCGGUGCCGACGCCGAAUACACUGGGGCUUGGAAGCAACUCGACGUUUCUGAAUAGCCUGGUAAGGAACGGUGUUAUUGAGUCGCGGUCAUUUGGAUUGUACGAGAAGAAUGUCGACAUCGGGCCUUUUAACGAGUCGCGUAUCGUAGGGAAACGAUACUCGUCGCCCAUCGUCCAGAAUACGGGCUACCUCGGCGGCCUCCAGGUCACGGUAACAGAUAUGACAAUAAACGGGAAGUCCCUCAUGAAUCGGACAAGUGGGCCUUUUAACGCGACCCUAGGGUUGUCGACAGGGAGGGCGAGCUAUGUGCCUCAGGUUGUGGCGGAGGAUUUUUAUAAUGUAACUAAUGCAGACGCUCCCACGAACUGGAGUACUUAUGAUGAGCCUGUGUGGAACCAGGCUAGGUCCUCGGCGCUGGAGCCGUUUAUCAUGGUCGUGAAACUGUCGAAUGGGGCGACUUUGAAUGUACCGAGUUCCUUAUUGAGGGUCCCGAUUUGGGAGGGGAAUGAUACGGGUCUGUAUUAUAUUUCUCAGGGUGAGUAUUAUACGUAUGGGAGUGGUGCUCAACCUUUGUAUAAGAGGAGCAAUAUGGUAGGGAUUGAUUUGUUGGAUGCGGAGGUAAAGGCAGAUAAUCCGGGUGUUGAAGCGCUCUUGGGGAUGGAUUUCGUGUCAUACCGAACUUAUCUUUAUGUGGAUUGGGAUAAACAGGAGUUUGAGUUGGCAGAGUUGAAGGAUAUUUAUAGUUCUGCAGGUGUUGUGCAGAUCAGUUGGCGUACAACUUGGGCGGUGGUAUUUCUUUCGGUGGUAAUGAUCGUAAUGUUCUAG